AUGGCGUGGUGGAAAAUACAAGGAACCCCUGAUGCUUAUGAAGAUGAGGACGAAGAUGUCGAUCUUGAAUACGGUGAAGAAGAGGAGGAAGAGGAAGAAGAGGAAGAGCCGUCUUACUCAGAUAAAAAACCUGCAGGAACCAAAGUUCUGUUCAGAGAAAGAGAAGAAAUCGCUGACAUGGGACAAAACUUAUAUCGUGAACUUAUUUCUAACACUUCAAAUCAAGGCCAAACAGACCGUAUUCGUCAAAAUUACGAAAAAUCGAAAACACUGUUCGUCGAUCAACAAUUUCCUGCUGAAUCGUCAAGCUUAAUCAAAGAUCCAACGUUGGCAGAUUUCCAUACCCAAAGGCUGUGGAGAAGCUUUGUAUGGAAAAGGGCUGAGGAAAUAUAACUUUUCUGAUAAAUUAUUUAUGAUCCACAAUUUAUCUGACUUUAUUAGAAAAUUCAAAGAAAAAAGCAUAUUUAAGCAGCCAAUAAAAGUUUUCAAUAACAUUGACCCUAACGAUAUCCAGCAAGGCAGCCUAGGAGAUUGCUAUUUCUUAUCAACCCUUUCAGCUAUAGCAGAGUUCCCUAAAAGAAUUGAACAGCUUUUUGACACUCAGGACUACCAACCAUCAGGGUGCUAUACAGUCAAUAUUUGCGAUAUGGGUGUUUGGACUGACUAUGUAGUAGAUGACUAUUUCCCAUGUACAGCUGAUGGAAAAAUUGCAUUUUCUGGGCCUCAUAUUGAAAGUGGGAUAAGUGAAUUGUGGGUGCUACUGCUAGAAAAAGCAUGAGCGAAGAGGUUUGGAAGCUACUGGGCAAUUGAUGCAGGGUUUACUGAAGAUUCGCUUAGAGAUCUGACUGGUGGGCCAUGUGAAACUGUUUUUAACGAAGAUGAAGAGAUGUGGGAUAAAAUUUACAAUGCAAAUAGAGAAGAUUGGAUUAUUACAGCUGCAAGCUCUGGUGAAGAAGGCAAUGGAGACGCUGUUAAUGAAAUGGGUUUGGUCACCCUUCACGCUUAUGCAGUCAUUGAUGCUCAAGAAGUUAGAUCUAAACGAGGUAACGAAACUAUUCUUCAAAUUAGAAAUCCUUGGGGGUCUCAAGAGUGGCAAGGAGACUGGUCAGAUCAAUCAGAUCUCUGGACUCCAGAGCUGAAAAAGAAGCUUGGCUGGUCCAACUCAGACGACGGAACUUUUUGGAUGGCUUUUGAUGACUUUGCAAGGUACUUUUCUAGUGUGACUAUUUGCAGAAUCCACGAUAGCUACCAUUAUGAAGCUUUCCAUCACUCUCAAAAAGAAGGACAAUUCGCAGUAUAUAAAGUAACACUUUCUCAGCCUGGCCAAACCUAUUUUAUUACUACCCAAAUGGAUUCCAGAAGAUUUGCAGAAGAGGAUGGAUAUGAAUAUUCCCCUGUAAGGAUUAUUGUUGGAAAAGUAAAUCCUAGCUUUCUUAUAUGCAUUAUUUUUAUUUUAAUUAUUUUCUUUUAAUAAAUGCAGACUGUAUUUUUUUAUAAUUUUAUAAUAAAUACGAGAGUAAGAAGCCAGGGAAUAAAGGAUGCAAGCUUCAGUAUAUCAGUGGACUUGCCAAUGCAUAUCAAAGAGAUGUAUGGAGUGUAGCUGAUCUUGAAGCAGGAACUUAUCUUGUUUAUGUUGAAAUAGACUGGUUGAAUGAGCUCACAGAUCAAUAUGGGUUUUCUGUUUACUCUGCUUCUCCAAUCAAGCUUGAAGAUGUCACAUUCCAAGAAAAAAACUUUCUUCAAGACAUUUAUAGUGGGUUUAGAAAAUUAAAGAAAAUAAUAUAUGUAAUAAAAUGAACUAAAAAUGAAAUAAAUUAUUUUAUACUUACAAUCUAGCAAAGCAAGACUCUCAGCCACGAUCUAUUGGUGAAGGCAUCUCCUUCUAUACCUCUACUCACUAUGGAGCCAAAGAUGACGGGAAAUUCAUGGAAGGUUUCUUAUUUGACUGCAUCAGAAAUAAAUCCAGAAACACCAUUAUUGAGCUCGAAAUUAUGCAUAAGUCCUUCGACAACAUGGAACUAUUAGCCCCAUUUGAAGGAGGCGACUCAUACAAAGUCAAAUUAAAUUAAAUUUGUGUUGAUUAAAGUCAGCCGAAUUUUUCCGCCUCUGCAAGCUCAUCAGCCUUUAAGCUACCUGCUUACACUGACUGCCUAUCAUUGGCUUCGUCGUACCUGAUAUGCUCCCGGGGUGUUAAUUAGCUAUGGGAAUGGGAUCUUGGGCCGUAACCCCCAAUUUCAUACUGAGUACCUGCUGUCUUCAAGUCCCUAAUUCGAGUAAAGAUGGGACCUAGUCUUGGGGACAUUCGCCUUCAACUCCAUGCUAUGAGGAAAAAUCCCAUAUCCCAUGUAUCACACCUGUGGCACUGCACGAGAAACCACUGCCCGAAGAUUUUAAAGAUGCCUACCUUUUACUUGACUUGUUUCCUCUUCUGGACAUUGCCUGCAGGUGUUGAGGAAAUUGCAUUAAAAGAUCGGAAGGUCCCCUCCACCAUUUAAUAUAUAUACAAAGUCAAAUUGAAGCCAGGCGAAAAGGCAGUCGUAGUGAAGAAACAAAUCAGCUUGGUAGAAGAAACCAGCGUCGUUAUAAGCAUGAGGAAGAAAAUAAUUCCAAUUUAA
Molecule: messenger RNA, 2615 nt
Organism: Blepharisma stoltei
Lineage: Eukaryota; Ciliophora; Heterotrichea; Heterotrichida; Blepharismidae
Source: the annotation of a GenBank genome assembly